Molecule: messenger RNA, 3804 nt
Organism: Chaetomium fimeti
Lineage: Eukaryota; Fungi; Ascomycota; Sordariomycetes; Sordariales; Chaetomiaceae
Exons: 3
Coding region: 1-3804 (1267 amino acids)
Biological process (GO): regulation of transcription by RNA polymerase II
Cellular component (GO): nucleus
Molecular function (GO): DNA-binding transcription factor activity, RNA polymerase II-specific
Source: RefSeq, a predicted model, not a curated record
AUGUAUACUCAAGCAGUUGUCGAACCGUUCGAGCCAUUUCACGCAGGCAGCUUUGAACCGGCUGUUAGUCUCACCGAAGAUCUUCCCCAGGGAGUUGACGCCGAUAUCCUCCUUCUCGGGUGUGGUGAUGUUCGCAAUAUCAUCUACACAUCUUUUGUCGAACAAGGGAUGCCAGAGCGCAACCUUGACAUCACCGCUUGCGACAUUGAUGAAUUUGUCAUUGCACGGAAUAUCUUACUCUUUACCAUCCUUCUCGACGACGAUGAAAAUGUUUCGUUGCGUCAGAUUUGGAACAUGUACUACAACUUCUACCUCGACGACUCGGAAGUGCAGAUUCUCGAGACCCAGGCAAAGAAGUUAGUCAAGCUCUCGCACACCUUGCGAGACUGGCAAGAAAGCCCAUAUGGGGCCACUCUCCGUUUCUGUGACGAGGCAACUAUCACCCUGGUUCAUUACGCCUGGGCUGUAUAUGCCGAGGAAGCUUGUCCCACCAUGAGGACUAACCGUUACCACGAAAAGGCGUUUCGACACACUUGGGAUAACGCAAGAACGAGGCAGCAUUACGAAAAGCAACUUGAAGCAACCAAGCAGAACGUCUCACGGUCGUGUGCCCCUUUGGCUAUGGAAAUGGCCAGUGAAUUGCUCUUUACCACUCACCAACACUGGGAAAAGGGCCUGAUCAACACUCAACCUCUUCCCGCUUCGAGCAACGACAAGCCAGGGAUUCCGAACCCAAUCUUUGGCCGCCCCAUCAUGACAUCCCGUGUGCUGAACCCACCGACCAACCCACUCCUGAGUUUCCACCUAGGAGCAGCUCAAGCAAACUUAACCGACUCAUCUCCCCUUAACAUUGACAACAAGGGCGCAUCUUCCUCGGAUUCCCAAGAGAGAAUGUUCAACUCGGCACUUAUGCAAUUCGCGGAUUGGACAGAUGCUUUCGUCGAGGCUGCGCCGAGGACUGUCAUCCGCUAUACUGCGUGCGAGGCUUUUGCUCUCUGCUACACUCUCCGGUUUCAUCGGGCGAGUGGUAACACCAGCUGCGAGUACUACCGUGGAAAACAUGGAUUCGAGGUGUUCAACUUAGCCGCGUCCGAGUACGGCGAAACCGGCAAGGCGCCUAACCAGUUCGAUGUUAUAGACACAUCUACUCUCUCCCAGAGCGUCGGCAUUCUUAACUUUCUCGUCUCGGCCGCACCUCUUCUGAAGGACGGGCCAUCCUCGACACUGUACACCGCAGACCUUCGAACGCGCAGAGAGUUCAACUUUGAGAGGUUGCUCCACGACCAGUCGACGUGUAUUUCGAUUCUCCUAGGCCUCGUGCCAACCGAGUACUGGACCAACGCCACGGCGGUAUCACUAGUCGACCAGCUUCUCACAGCAUCGUCUGAUGAAGCGGCGACAAGGGAAGACAAGGAGCCGAACUUCAGGUUUCGCAUCUCGUGGAAGCAGAUCAAGCAUAUAGCUGGGCAGCAGUCGCUCCCCACACUACACGUCGCGAUUCCUGACUUGGUAAACUUGGUUUACAGCGUCUAUUGCAGCACCUUCUUUGGCGGUUCCCCUCCGGUCUGGACAUCGUCGGUAAAGGACGCCGAGCUCUUACACGUCAAGUAUACGCCAAUUUCAACGCACCAGCCACCCACCAUUGGGGCUUUCCUUAGCACCAUCGGCGAUAGAUCACAUGCAAACGCGGAACAGUUGUGGCACAGGUGCGUGAUGCAUCUUGUCGAGCACAACUCAACAAACCGUGGCGUUGGGAACCAUAUGGCUGUCUUCAUGUUCGAAGCACCGCCUCUUCCCCUCGUUUUGUCGCAGAACUUAGCUGCGAAGCAACCGAGGCGUGUAGUCGCGCCUCCGUUUAAGAAGUGGAGCUUGAGGCUGAGGGCUCUUGCUAUCACCGUGGUUGUACCCCUGGAACGCUGGAUGGGACUCAAGGCACUCGCAGAUGCGCGUACGGGCCAAAGCAGGGAACCUGCUCUUGAGAUUUCAGGCCACUUAACUACCCACAACGCGGGUGGACAGAGUCAACGGGUCACCACGGUAUACUCGGACGUUCAAAUCUCCUUCGGAACCAUCACGACGGUGGGAUCCCGCGACCACGAGAAUUUCACCGUCCAUGUGAAGGAAGACAAAGCGGGUUGGAACGGGACGUCCCCGAUGAUCGUCUCGUACUAUAUUCCCACCGACUUCGUUGAAGUCAUGUUUAACGAAGGGACCGUCGGCGUUACUACGAUACGCGUUUCCACCGACCAAGCCCGCCUCAAGCAGGUCAUGAAAAUUCCCGAAUGUGACUACGAAACGCCCAUCUGGGACGAGGGCCACGUCUUCAUCACGAGAACUCGACCGGGGCAACUUUUCCAAGGCGUCAAUGAAGGAUCGUUACGCGAGCUUCAGCGCACAUUCUCACCAACGGAUGGAGCGCCGCCGUCGGCCAUCGUAUUCAGUGCAAGCUGCACCGAGUUGGGAGACAUUACUACAAUCACCGGCCGCAUCAACAUCACGUCGGCCAAGGGCAGAAAGCUCCUUACGGACAAGGCGCCUGUCCGGGUGGAACAGGCAUCCCCCUUCACCCUCGACGUCGUCAUCGGCAGCAAGAUGGAGGGCAUCACCAUACCCCUGACCUUCCCGGCACCGGUCGCCAAAGACAGGAGCAGAACCCGCAUCGCGCGCAAGUCGGCCUAUAUCGAAGUCAUCGCGCCGCCGGCCAAGCCCGACACCGACUCCAAGGUGCUCGACACUUUCUUCCUGCCGACCACCAACCACGUCCCGGGCCAACCCCCAGCAACGCUCAACAUCCCCCACCUUAACCUCGACACCCUGCCGGUCCUCUCCCUGACCGACAAGUCCCGCACCCGCUUCCUCACCACCCUCGCCUCGCUCAUGUUCUCCCCGCGCGAGCGCCUCCAGCGGGAACAGGGCCUCGCAGCCUCUGGCACCACCAACAACAACACUGCCACCGACACCGCCCCCCAGGUUGGUCAACCACCCUCAGCGCGACUCAACCUCAAAGACUCACUCUACACCAUGUUCACGCUCGCCUCGGGCCGGCAAUCCGCCUCGGCACAGCCGACCAAGCUCUUCGCCCUCUCCCUGCCCGACACGGGCGUGCACAUCCUGCUGUUCGUCGGCGCGGUGCGGCUGGACGGCGCCCACGGCAGCGUGGUGCUGGACGCCGCUGUGCUACCACUCACACGUGAGCUGACGGCGACGGGCGACGACGGCCCGCUCACGGCCUUCCUGCGCGGUCUGCGCGGCGUCCCCUGCUGCACGCUCGCCAUCGACGCGGACGAACUCGCGCUCUGGAAGCGCACGCUGCCGGCGCUGGCCGAGCGCUGCCGCACGUGGAUGCACCGAGCCGGGGGCGCGGCGGGCGAGUGUGAGUACGCGGCGGAGGGCGGGACGACGGUGCCCCUGGGCUUGGGCGACGGCGAGCCCGUGCUGUGCGGCUGCGGGUGUGGUGCGCUGCCGGAGGGGUUCGUGGUGGACGUGCCCGGGUGGGAGGCGGCGGCGCGGUAUGCGACGCGGGUUGCGAUCAGUCCGGUGUUUGUGUCCGGGAUGGUGGAGGAGGUGGUGGAUCCCGUGCUGGCGAGGGCGGUGGCUAAGGAUAUGGGGGGUGGUGGUGGUGGUGGUGGUGGUGGGGUGAGGCGGUGUCGGAACUGUGGGAGGCCGGAGAGGGCGGGGAGUGUGGUGGUGAAGAAGUGCACGGGGUGCUUCGUGGUGGAGUAUUGCUCGGCCGAGUGCCAGAAGAAGGACUGGAAGAGGCACCGCGUGGAGUGUGAGGCGGCCGUCGCCCGGACUCAGAAGUGA